AUGUUAGUGGCAUAUACGAAGACUAUUGAUCCUAGCAUUAAAACUUGGAAGUUAUUGGCAAGUGCAGAUGUUGGUCCUUCGAAGAAUUCACGACGUUCUAAGAAGGAUUCACAUGCUACUCCUGAAAAACUUGUUCAAGAAUCAAAACCAACGAAGUCUUCAAAGAAACAGACGAAGCCAGAAGAACAUGUUUCAACUGUUUUGAUCGAGUCAGCAGAGCCAGUUAUUGAUGAACCAGCUAAGGUUACUAUUCCAUCAAAGUUUGGUGGCUUUCAAAGACUUAAGAAGCAGUCUAGUAGUUCACGAAAAUCUCCAACUUCAUAUGUGGUUAGAAAACACCACAUUACUCAUCAGGGAGUUCUUGUUCGUGAAGUUCCAGUUCCUGUUUCUCCAUCAUCUAAAAAACGAAGAACUGAAGACUUGGCAAAAAGGAUUUCCAAGAAGAAGAAGAAGAUAAAAACACAACAACUUGUUAUACCAACGGAAUCUUCUGAAGAAGAAGAAAUGCCUGAAACUCCCAAAGCAACUCUUAUCACAGAAACUUCAUCUCCUAAGAAGACUACAAUCAUACCACCCAAAGUUUCGUCUGCCAAGCCAUUUCAUGAGGAGGCACGAACUUCAGACAUCACUAUAUACGUAUCUGAUACGAAUGUAAAUGUCAAUAUGGGUGAAGGAGAUUUAAAUAAAGAAGCACCAAAAUUUACUCAAGAAUCUGAGAAUGAAGAAGGAGGUUUUGGAGGAACUUUCAAAGAUUUAGAAUUUGAUGAGGAAGAAGAAAACUUUCUUGACUACAUGCUCAUAUCGAUGAAGCAAUUUAAAAUUCUGAAUAAAAGGUUGAAUUCUAUUAUUCAGUCUCAAGCGGAUAUGGGGGGAAGUAGUUUUGUUUCAAGUUUAGAAAUUGAUGGUUUGUUGAAAGCGUUUGAAGCCAGGAUGACUGGUAAGGUCUUUCCUAAUGAUUGCAUGAUAUCGUUUGGUGUCAUGAUUGGUUUAGAUGCUUGCCACGUGUUAAAGCUGACCAUAAACCCUCGCUUGUAUAUAAGUUCAUCAUCUUAUCUUUUGAUGGAAAAAAUGGGUGAAUUCAAAAAUAAAAUCUUUCAAGAUAAUCAUCAUGAACAUACCUGGGGUUUCAUGCAAAAGUCGGAUCAAGAAUCCUUUGAAGGAGCUUCAACAAUCUCAAAUGGAUCAUCAUCAAAUUUUUCAUGUUCUUCAUUAGAUACAACAGACGAUGCUUCAUCUUCAUCUUCAGUUAACUCAAAUGGAUCUUCUCUACUUGAUUUAUCGAGCCUUAUGUCCGAGUUACCUAUCAAAAGAGGGUUAUCACAGUUUUAUCACGGGAAAUCAGAAUCAUUUACAUCUCUUGCAAAAGUAAUGAGCAUAGAGGACCUUCCAAAGAAACUGAAGAAUCCGUACACCAGGAUGAGGAAGAUGAAAACUAAUAGCAAAAGCUAUGGAGGUGGUUUAGAUAACUACAAGUUACACACACUCCCUAAAUCAACAAUUUCAAAGAAACUUUCACCUUUUCUAAGGCAAAGAAGUUUUGCUAGGUCGUGAUCAGCAAAACAACUAAUUGUAUUCGAAAUUCUAAAAACUCAAGAACCCUCAUCAGUCAUCACCAACAUACAACAGUUCUUGGGAGUUUUGGUUAGUUUAUUAUUUAGUAUGAGAUUUAGGAAAUUUUGGUAGUGUGUUUGUUGCAGAUUUGAGAUUAUAUCCUAGUCUAAUGCUUGUAAAGAGAUUUUGUGUAUAUAUAUGAGACAUGAAAUUAUACAUGUGCAAUCCUUUUUGUUUCCUAAGUUGUAUAGCAUAUCUUUUGCAACGUUUUCCAACAAGUUUAAGGAAAAUGUCCACACAAUAAAGAAAGUUAUCACUACAUUAAUUAUCCAAACCCUUGAUCCCAACAACCGAAAGGAAACAAAUAGAAUGCCAAAACAAUAAGAUAAGAAUGUCAAAAGCAGCCAAACAAACAAUAAAAUCAAUAAUCAACAAAAUUUUGGUAUGGUGAUGAGAGAGAGAGAUCACCGACGUCCUAAUUAGUGAAGAAUUUGUGACAGAUUGGUGUUGGCGACGGACCCAACUGUCAUUCGUGAUCCGUUGGUGAUUACCGACGGUCAAUAAUUAAAUAUUUUUUUCUGGUUGUCGUACACAUAAAUAUUAGCACCGUAAACGAACACGAACGGGGUUUGUUCAUAUUCACUCGUUUAAGUUAACCAAACAAAUAACGAGCUUGAACAGUUAAACGAACAAGUUUUCUUAAUCAUCUUCGUUUCUUUAACAAAUUACAUUGUUUAUGUUCGCAAACAUAUAAAACGACCAUAAAGAAACAA
Molecule: messenger RNA, 2324 nt
Organism: Lactuca saligna
Lineage: Eukaryota; Viridiplantae; Streptophyta; Magnoliopsida; Asterales; Asteraceae
Source: the annotation of a GenBank genome assembly